This is a messenger RNA of Paramecium tetraurelia, 966 nucleotides long. RefSeq lists its product as uncharacterized. Gene Ontology annotation, biological process: protein modification by small protein removal. The record is from RefSeq and is a predicted model, not a curated record. NCBI's taxonomy places the organism in Eukaryota, Ciliophora, Oligohymenophorea, Peniculida, Parameciidae. The transcript is spliced from 4 exons. Gene Ontology annotation, molecular function: peptidase activity.
AUGGACCAUCAUAAGUAUAAGGUGUCACUUAACAUGUAUGAUUUGUCAUAAGGAAUGGCCAGACAAUUUUCGCCUAUGUUUUUGGGGAAAUAAAUUGAUGCAAUCUGGCAUACUGGAAUUGUAGUUUAUGGAAAAGAAUAUUAUUUUGGUGGUGGCAUCUGUGCAUAGACUCCAAAAUCAACUAUCUAUGGAUAUCCUAUUGAGGUUUCAUAAUUGGGAGAAACUGAAAUACCUCAAGGCACAUUUGAAGAAUUCUUAAGAAGCAUCAGUUCGAAAUAUUCUAUGGAAAAAUAUGAUUUAUUUGAGAAUAAUUGUAAUAAUUUUACUAAUGAAUGCGCUUUAUUUUUAGUAGGCAAAGGCAUUCCUGAAAAUAUAAUAGGAUUGCCCCAAGAAUUUUUAAAUACUCAAUUAGGAUAAAUGCUUAAACCCGCCAUUGAGUAGUUUACUAAUAAAUAGGCUACAGCUUAAACUGAGCAUUUUAAUGAACCUCAGAAUUAAUAAUUAUAACCACCACCAAGUAGCUAAAAUAUUAAUGCUUAAAUUAUAAACUAAGCACUACUACAACCAUAACCUCAAUCAUCAUAGCCAAUUUCAUUAAACCAAAAAGUUUAACCAGCCUAGUAACCACCUCAACAACAAACAAUAACAGAUACGAAUGUUACAGCAAUUGAUGACUUGACCACUUACUUAUGUUUGAUAGAGAGCAGUCCAGUCAGCAUUGUUGAUUUCUAUACCGAUUGGUGUGGACCAUGCAAGACUAUAAAACCAUUGUUUCAUAAAUUAUCCCUCGAACACCCUCACAUCAAUUUUUAUAAUGUGAAUAUUGAUAAGGUUCGAGAGAUUGCAGACUCUUUAUAAGUGUCCAGUAUCCCAACAUUUAUUAUUUAUGAAAAUGGAUAAUAGAAAGAGAGAUGGACAGGUGGAAACCAGUAAACUUUAAUAAACAAUUUAUAAAAAUUAAAAUGA